AGAGCCUAUGGCAACACGUCCUCUCGGGGGCUGGAGCGGGGCAGCGAGCGCCGGGACUCUGGGACGAGUGAAAACUCUUUUCCUUGGGACCUGCGGAGUUUCUUAAAUUUGUUUUGUUUGUUUGUUUGCUUGGUUCCGUGACGGGCGGCCGGCUGCGUGCGCGGAACGCCGGGGCCGCGGGAGCCGUUUCCAGCCGAGCCGGGCCGGGCACGGCAGCGGCCCCCCUGCGCGGCGGGGCACCAUGGCGAAAGUGCUGGCGGCCCUCAGGCACCACUGGAAGAAAUCCACGUUCGGAGCAUGCCUGCUGGGCUGGGGCGGACACUGGCUCUAUGGGAAGCACUGUGAUAACCUGCUACGAAGAGCUGCAUGCCAAGAAGCCCAGGCUUUUGGCAACCAGCUGAUGCCUGCCACUAUGCCGCUGAAGAAAGCAACAGUCUUCCUCAACCCAGCAGCUUGCAAAGGCAAAGCUGGGAACCUUUUUGAAAAGAAUGCUGCACCAAUCUUGCACUUAUCUGGCUUGGAUGUAACUGUGGUUAAGACUGAUUUCGAGGGACAAGCAAAGCAGCUUCUGGAAAUAAUGGAAAACACAGAUCUGAUCAUUGUUGCAGGAGGAGAUGGCACAGUCCAAGAGGUCAUAACUGGACUUCUCCGUAGAGCAGAUGAGGCUGCCUUCAGUAAGAUUCCUAUAGGAUUCAUACCCCUUGGGAAAACUUGCACUUUGAGCCACACACUGUACCCUGAGAGCACAAAUCAAGUCCAACAUAUUACUAAUGCUACAUUGGCCAUUUUGAAAGGAGAGACAGUUCCACUUGAUGUCUUGCAGAUCAAGGGAGAAAAGGAGCAGCCUGUAUUUGCCGUCUCUGGUUUAAGAUGGGGAUCUUACAGAGAUGCAGGAGUUAAAGCUAGCAAGUACUGGUACCUUGGGCCUCUGAAAACCAAAGCAGCUCAUUUGUUCAGUAUAUUUAAGGAGUGGCCUCAGAAACAUCAGGCUGCUCUCAUGUACGUGGGUCCAACUGAGAGACCACCAGAAGAGUCAGAGGAGAAAACAUCCAGACCUCCUUUGUAUGUGAGGCUUUACAGACGGCUUCGAUCGUACUGGUCAUCUCCAAAAGAGUUCCCCCAGGAGGUAGCCCCGGAGGACUGGGAAGAGCUGAAGCUGUCCACCAUUGAGCUUUCCAUUGCAACUCGGAACAGGCAGCUUGAUCUAGCACGCACUAAGGACUUCAUGGACAUUUGCAUCGAGGCAGAGAGUGUCAGCAAAGGGGAGUUUGUUCACAGAGGAAGUCAAAAGAUGCGUGACCCACACAUGUGCCCUGAAGGGAGUCAGUGCAUCCAAGCCAGCAGAUGCAUCUUGCAACUUCCAGAGGGCACUGAGGGAUCCUUUGGCAUUGAUAAUGAGGAGUAUGAAGCGAUGCCUGUGGAGGUGAAGCUCCUACCCCGCAAACUCCGCUUCUUCUGUGAUCCCAAAAUAAGAGAGCAGCUGCUGCAGGCAGUGGUACAGUGAAAGUUCAUGGCAGAGGGGCCAGUGUUCACCAGAGUCUGUCUCUUCAAGGCACAUGAGACCUAACCAACCUGAUUAACCCCACUAGACUAAUAAGCCUUUUGGCUAUUUUUAUGUGCAAGGUACUUCCAUUGGAAGUGUAUGAUUUGACUGGUCUCAAAGGGGUUAAAAAUGCAAAUGAAAAUUCUGAAAAAUGCAUGUUAACUUGAUGACAUCUUCUUUUCCCCCUCCCCUAAGAAGUCAUCAUUUACAGCACUACAGGCUGAGUGCUGUUUGCCAGAUGCUACUGCUGUAAUGUAAUUGUAUAUUAAAGUAAAAUUGAAGUAUA
This is a messenger RNA of Camarhynchus parvulus, 1829 nucleotides long. It is a transcript of the gene AGK, whose product is annotated as acylglycerol kinase. Gene Ontology annotation, biological process: protein insertion into mitochondrial inner membrane; ceramide biosynthetic process. The coding region runs from base 242 to 1504 and encodes 420 amino acids. The transcript has 15 exons. The record is from RefSeq and is a predicted model, not a curated record. Gene Ontology annotation, cellular component: mitochondrion; TIM22 mitochondrial import inner membrane insertion complex. Lineage: Eukaryota; Metazoa; Chordata; Aves; Passeriformes; Thraupidae. Gene Ontology annotation, molecular function: ceramide kinase activity; acylglycerol kinase activity; ATP-dependent diacylglycerol kinase activity.